CCGCCAAAGGUCCCAAUAAAACGAAUCAAAUGAUAUUCUUCCUCGUAUUCUCCUCCGGAACCCAGGCUUCGAGUCAGAGAGAGAAAAUGGAGAAAGCUAUCAACAGACAGAGAGUUCUGCUCGACCACCUCCGGCCUUCUUCUUCUAUUUACACCGGAGAUUCUUCAAUCUCUGCAUCAGCUUGUCUUGCAGGGGAUAGCGAUGCGUACCAUAGAACUUCGGUAUUUGGGGACGAUGUAGUCAUUGUGGCAGCGCAUCGGACUCCAAUUUGCAAAUCCAAGCGUGGUAGUUUCAAGGAUACUUAUCCCGAUGAUCUCCUCGCACCAGUUUUGAAGGCAUUGAUAGAGAAAACCAAUCUGAAUCCUAGUGAAGUUGGGGAUAUUGUGGUGGGUACUGUCUUGGCCCCAGGAUCUCAAAGGGCAAGUGAAUGCAGGAUGGCGGCAUUCUAUGCUGGUUUCCCUGAAACUGUACCUGUCAGGACUGUGAACAGGCAGUGCUCAUCCGGGCUUCAGGCAGUUGCUGAUGUAGCUGCAGCUAUAAGAGCUGGAUUUUAUGAUAUCGGAAUCGGAGCUGGCUUGGAGUCCAUGACAGCUAAUCCAAUGGCAUGGGAAGGGUCUGUCAACCCAAAAGUGAAGACCUUUGAGCAAGCUCAAAAUUGCCUUCUCCCCAUGGGUGUCACCUCAGAAAAUGUUGCACACCGUUUUGGUGUAACUAGGCAGGAGCAAGACCAGGCUGCAGUUGAGUCACAUAGGCGAGCUGCUGCUGCUACUGCCUCUGGUAAAUUUAAAGACGAAAUUAUUCCUGUGCCCACCAAGAUUGUUGACCCAAAAACGGGUGAGGAGAAAUCUGUUACAAUCUCUGUUGAUGAUGGGAUUCGGCCUACCACAACAGUGUCAGAUCUGGCAAAGCUGAAGCCUAUUUUUAAGAAAGAUGGGAGCACCACUGCAGGCAAUUCUAGCCAAGUGAGUGAUGGUGCUGGGGCUGUACUUCUAAUGAAGAGAAGUGUUGCAUUGCAGAAAGGACUACCCAUCCUUGGUGUAUUCAGGACGUUUGCUGCCAUUGGUGUCGAUCCAGCAAUCAUGGGUGUAGGCCCAGCUGUUGCAAUUCCAGCUGCAGUCAAGGCUGCUGGUUUAGAGCUUGAUGAUAUUGACCUUUUCGAGAUUAAUGAGGCAUUUGCAUCCCAAUUUGUAUACUGCCGUAACAAGCUGGGACUUGAUCCAGAAAAGAUCAAUGUGAAUGGAGGUGCUAUGGCCCUUGGGCAUCCUUUGGGUGCAACAGGCGCUCGCUGUGUUGCUACUCUAUUGCAUGAGAUGAAGCGUCGUGGCAGAGACUGUCGCUUUGGAGCGAUAUCAAUGUGCAUUGGCACAGGAAUGGGGGCAGCAGCUGUUUUUGAAAGAGGGGACGCUGUUGAUGAGUUCUCCAAUGCCCGGAAAGUGGAAAGAAACAGCCUUUUAUCCAAGGAUGCUCGGUAGAAUAUUUAUGUGUCACCUGUUGCAAUUACUAAUAAUCUCAUGAUUAGGAUUGAAAUCCUGGUAGAAAGUUGUAAUAAACAUGGAAUUAUUUUUUUGUUGAAAGAUCUUUGGAGAUCAAAGGUUUAAAGUAA
Molecule: messenger RNA, 1603 nt
Organism: Juglans microcarpa x Juglans regia
Lineage: Eukaryota; Viridiplantae; Streptophyta; Magnoliopsida; Fagales; Juglandaceae
Product: 3-ketoacyl-CoA thiolase 2, peroxisomal-like
Exons: 14
Coding region: 30-1472 (480 amino acids)
Biological process (GO): fatty acid beta-oxidation; phenylacetate catabolic process
Cellular component (GO): peroxisome
Molecular function (GO): acetyl-CoA C-acyltransferase activity
Source: RefSeq, a predicted model, not a curated record